AUGCACAUGGAGGGCAAGCAGCAUGGAUUCUCCCGGGAAGCCUUGCAAAGCGACAUCACUAGGGCGUUGAAGGACGUGGAAGAUGACACCGAACUCUUUAAGCGCCUCCUUUCAUCUUACCCCGCUCGUAUUAAAGCUCUCAGAGACAGAGCCAGGAGGACAUGGCAUUUUGAUCCAUCACAAACGAUCAUGAACCAGAACUCCUCGCCGUACUUCGGGGAGCCGGCGGGAAACGUGACAGCCGUUCUGGGGAGGAAUACCACCCUCACCUGCAAGGUCAAGGACCUUGGGUCAUACAAGGUGGCAUGGGCUCAUAUGGACCGGAAAAUGGUGCUCGUUGUCGACGACCGGGUGGCAACUCGAAUCCCUCGAUUCGGCCUCUCCUUCGAUUCCGAUCGAAUCACUUGGAGGCUUCACAUCACCGGCGUCACCAAGGACGAUGCCGGCAGGUAUAUGUGCCAGUUGAAUACGGAGCCCAUGCAAGCACUAGCGAUCUACCUUCGAGUCGUUGUGCCACCGGAGAUCGACGAUGACAAGACAUCUCGGUCGACAGUGUCAGUGCCUGAAAACACGAAUGUUACGCUCAUGUGCCAUGCUCACGGCAACCCAACGCCAACCAUCUACUGGAGGAGAGAAGACGAUCGUUCCAUCAGGGGUCAUUCUCCACAACACGGAGAGAACCAGACCCAGGGAAGGCACCUCGUCCUGGUCAAGGUGAAUCGGAAUGAUAUGGGAGCCUAUCUCUGCAUUGCUAACAAUGGAAUCCCACCGACUGUCAGCAAAAGAAUCUCUCUAGAAGUCGAAUUUCAACCGAGCAUCCGGGUGGAGUGGUCGCUGAUCCACGCGCCUCGGAAUUCGGACGUCACCCUCAGAUGCAGUUCGGAAUCGCAUCCCCGGCCUCUCCACUACUGGCUCUUCAAUCAAACACCGGUUCUCAACAACGUCUUGAAAUACGAAACGAAAGAGGAGCACCACUCCUACACCACCUUUCUGGACCUGACCGUGAAGAAUAUUCAACCUCAGGACUACGAGCCGCAAUUUACGUCAUCGGAGACAGCCUCGAGCACGACGGCGAAGCGGAUCCCCGAAGACGUGCGAUCUGCAUCCGGUAAGUCCACAGUUGUUCCAUGUCGGAAGGAGCGAAAGGAAAGGGGAGAUUGACGUGAUCGUGGACUCUCCAGCAGGGCCUGUUCAACGGGAUCCUGUAAAAGUCGUAACCAUACACAUCAAAGGUUCGAUCUCGAAUUCUUCCAAGGCUUUGUCCUUUUCUUCCCCCUCGCUUAAUUCCACCAUACGGAAAUUCUAUGUAUGUUCCAGAAGAUGAUUCAUAUCUGGACUCAUAUCCGACCAUAUUAGCUUUCUCUUUAUGUGGAUAGGGGGUAAACCCUCUCCAUCGCUUUAAACUCUCCUCUCCCUGUCUGUAAAGAAAUGUGAGCCCAUAUAUUCCGCCAUUUAGUCUCAGAUAUCAUCAGUCCGAUGGCCGAAAUAAAUUCUUAGAGCUACAUCCUACACACACAUAUCAUAUCUUCUCAAUUAGUAUAAAAUUACUCGAUAGAAAAAAGAAGCAACAUCGCUCCUUGGUUCCAU
This is a messenger RNA of Darwinula stevensoni, 1587 nucleotides long. NCBI's taxonomy places the organism in Eukaryota, Metazoa, Arthropoda, Ostracoda, Podocopida, Darwinulidae. The record is from the annotation of a GenBank genome assembly.